This is a messenger RNA of Aspergillus versicolor CBS 583.65, 942 nucleotides long. RefSeq names its product alpha/beta hydrolase. The transcript is spliced from 2 exons. NCBI's taxonomy places the organism in Eukaryota, Fungi, Ascomycota, Eurotiomycetes, Eurotiales, Aspergillaceae. Bases 1 to 942 code for a protein of 313 amino acids. The record is from RefSeq and is a predicted model, not a curated record. Gene Ontology annotation, molecular function: hydrolase activity.
AUGGACUCCCAACUAGCAGACUCGUGGCUCCAGUUCGUCCAUGAACUGGGAUUUGUACCAGUCAUUGACGGGCCAUACGAAAGCCUCAUGCAGGGAUGGGGAGCAAUAUUCGGCAAACUCAUGACCCUUUACAAGUUUCCUCCACCAGACCUGACUGUGGAAACGGAGGAUAGGAUUAUCAACGGCAUCCGCAUACGGAUCUAUAUACCACCCGACGCGGUUGACCCACCAGUUGCACUCUACUUCCACGCAGGAGGAUGGAUCAUGGGCGGCGUGGACGAAGAGGACGGAUUCAGCCGUGCACUCAGCAAGGCCAGCGGGACCACAAUACUGAGCGUAGGAUACCGUCUUGCUCCGGCAUACGAAUUCCCGACCCCUCUGGAGGACUGCGUGCAUGUAGCGCAGUGGGCGCUGGAGACAUAUGCGCCCAAAUCCGUCUCGUUCAUCGGGGCAUCGGCCGGAGGUAACCUGGCAUUCAGUACAGCACUGUCCCUGGUCGACAAAGGUCUAGGUGACCGAGUGCAAGGAGUAAUCGGAAUAGCCCCGGUGACCGUCCAUCCAGACGCCGUUCCAGUGGAAAAGCAGGCCCAGUAUACAUCGUAUCGCGAGAACGACCGGGCCACGAUCAACACGGGCUCGGCCAUGCGGACCUUUCUCGACUGCUAUGGGGCGCCACCGGAGGACCCUCGGCUUUCAUGCCUACUGCAUCCGCGGCUCGGUGAGAUGAACAAGGCCUACAUGGCGAUUGGUGGGGCGGAUACACUGCGGGAUGAUGUUAGAUUGAUGGAGCAGGCGCUGACCAAGCUUGCGGUCCCGGUGCGAUGUGACGAGUAUCCUGGGUUUCCGCCAUUUUCAUGGCUUUUUCCUUCGCCAGCUCUGAAGGUGCAUCAGAGGAAAUUCUUCGGUAAUCUGGUCCGCGGUAUUCAAUGGGUGCAGGAAUGA